GCGUGGAAGUCUUUAAAAUCAUUUCGUAAAGCUAGGUCAAUCACGCACGUGCGAAACGUGGUACAAGAAUUUUAUUUCGAAGCUACGGUAAAGCGCGAAUAAAUAAAUAACUAAAAUGAGCACUGACGAUGUAAAUAGCCGCGAAAUCAAAGCGAAUUACAGAACGUGCACCGCGUGGGUGAAAAGAGGCGUCGCCGCGGCCGUACCUGAAAAGGUUGAACUGAAACCUGACGAGCUCGAGAGGAUUAUAAAGGAGGCGAAAUCUACUUUGCAAGUCGAAGAUGAUGAGGAUUCCGACGAAGAGGCGUCUACUUCUAGACAACAGCUUGAUACAGCACAAGGAGGAUCCGACGAGUACAAUUUCGAAGCGUAUGACAAUGAGUCGGGUAGUAUAUACUGUAAUAUUGCUAACGUUGCCAGUUUUGGCACAGGCGGCAAAGAUCCUUUCAUAACGAAUAGCGAGGCGGAUUCGGACGACGAGGAUGAUAUCAUCAAGAGUGACGAUAAUUUGUUAUUAUUUGGACAUGUCGAGGAAGAUGCUAGCACUCUGGAAGUAUUCGUAUACAACGAGAGGGAGGGUUCCUUCUACUGUCAUCAUGACAUACUCUUGUCCUCCAUUCCGAUGUGCGUAGAAUGGCUCAACUACGAUACCUCAGAUCCAAAACCAGGUAACUUGUGUGCGAUCGGUUUCAUGACUCCCGUAAUUGAGGUGUGGGACCUGGACUUGAUGAAUUGUCUAGAGCCGGCCUACACGCUGGGUUGUAACCCGAGCAAGAAAAAGAAGAAGAAACGCGUGGGGCACAGAAAGGCGGUUCUAGACGUGGCGUGGAAUCAGAAUUACACGCACGUUCUUGCCAGCGGCUCGGUCGACGAGACGGUGCUGCUGUGGGACUUGGAGAAUUGCCAGCCCGUUACCAAAUUCGAGCCGUUCGACAACUUCGUGCAGACGCUACACUGGCACCCAACGGAGACCCAUCAGUUGUUGACGGGAUGCGCAGACAACUUCGUGAGAUUAUUCGACUGCAAGGAAAAUCAGCUCGCACGAAGCUGGAAAGUGUCGGGAGAGGUGGAGAAGGUGUUGUGGAAUCAUUACGAGCCAAAUCACUACAUUACCAGCACGAAUAACGGUUACAUAGAAUACUUCGACAUCAGAGCAGACAAGCCGUUAUGGCAAAUGAAAGCGCACAACGACACAGUCUCAGGUCUUUCUCUUAGCACGUCGUGCCGAGGCCUGCUGGUUUCUUGUUCCACUGAUAGCGUGAUAAAGGUGUGGGAUCUUAUCGAUCACAGCAAUCCUGUGCUCAUACGCGAACAGACGGAUAACUUGGGCACCGUAUUGUGCCUCGCGGCGAACCCAGACAAUGGAUUUCUGUUUGCCGCUGGCGGAGACAAUAAAGAGAACAAUUACAAAGUGCUGGACCUCAUGAGCGUGCCCGCAGUGCAAGAGAAAUUCUCGAAACCUACCACGUCGAGCGGUUCAGCAACAAAAGUUGAAAAGAUGGACAUUGAAGAUACGUAAGAUUAAAAAUUUAACAGUGAUCGUCGGGCACUCAUACCAAGAAGAAGUAUGGCGUUUAUAGAAUUUAUAUUGAGAUGGAGUUUCCUAGAAGCGAUAAAUAAAUGAUCGUUGACUUUAAUUA
Ooceraea biroi (clonal raider ant) is the source of this 1640-nucleotide messenger RNA. Its product is annotated as no child left behind. The record is from RefSeq and is a predicted model, not a curated record. Gene Ontology annotation, molecular function: protein binding. Gene Ontology annotation, cellular component: nucleus. Lineage: Eukaryota; Metazoa; Arthropoda; Insecta; Hymenoptera; Formicidae. Gene Ontology annotation, biological process: rRNA processing.